This is a messenger RNA of Porites evermanni, 2381 nucleotides long. The record is from the annotation of a GenBank genome assembly. Lineage: Eukaryota; Metazoa; Cnidaria; Anthozoa; Scleractinia; Poritidae.
AUGAAAUAUUCGAUUUUUCGUCGCCUCUUAUUGCAGAUUAUUGAUCCAUACGUGGAAGUAGAGUUGAUAGGGAUCCCUGCUGACAGUUGCAAACACCGCACUAAAACAGUCAUGGACAAUGGUAUGCCGUAGUUAAAGAUUUUCGAUACAUACUGAAUCAGCUGAUAAAAUUAGCAAAGCGAUUAAUUGCCUCAUGUUCAUCGGAAUUGUUCAUGACAGGAGGCAGUUUACCCAAAGCGAAGAACUUAACUUAAUGCCUUCAUUAUUGUCAAAACGUUUUCGCACUUCAGGUUUUGUUUAGACAAAUUGUAUGAUUUAGGAACAUUUUUUCACGAUAAAGGGCACUUUUCUUUGCUGCGGUGAGUUCCAUGUGAUGGUCUACCUUUGCGGCAAGUGCGUGGAAAACUAACUGGAAAAUGAGAAAAAUUGUUCCUGCACCAUGCAACUCUUUAAAAGACGCCAAACGUUUCAUGAAUAAAAGAAUCAAAAUAUGGGGUUAGAGCACUUGCAGUUCAUGAAAAGUAAAUCGUUUAAAUCCAUCUCCUAAGAUGAUGAUCAGUCUGAUUGGUUCGACACUUCAUUAGUUCAACUUCUGUCGGGACAGACGAACUUAACUUAAUUUAGAUUUACCCAAAUUACAAUUUCAUUCGUUUGCCUCAUGAAAAGUUCGACAUUUGGCCUUGGCCUACCUGUAAGUAAUGUUUGCGUACUUUGCAGGAUUUAAUCCAGUUUGGGAGGACACCAUCAGCUUUAUUUUGACUUUUCCGGAACUGGCAAUUGUUCGGUUUGUGGUUUGGGACGAGGAUCCUAUAGGAAGAGACUUUAUUGGUCAAGUUACUUAUCCUUUUUCAAGUCUGAUGCCAGGUAAAAUGUGCAAAUUAAUCCUAAUAAUAUAAUGCUAUUAUCAUCUUUAACAAGUGACUUGUGUAAACAUUAAUAUCUUUGCUCAACCAGACGAUCACUUAUAUGAUUUCACUAAGAGGUUAAAAAGAAGGUGGGAGCCACUGUUGAGGCCUCAAAUGUAAAAAAUGACCUUCAAUGUAAUAAUUUUUGGCCCUAAAUGUAAUUAAGGUCCUAAAUGUAAUAACUUUUGGCCUUAAAUGUAAUAAAGGGUCUCAUAAUAUUAUAUGUGUAGUAGGUUUUAACCCUAAAUGUAUUGGAAGUCUUAUCAGUAUACUGCGUGUAUGUAGUAUAACAGCCCCAAACUUGAUAAAGUCCCUGACUGAAACAUGCGACGGUCUGAUGGCGAUAUUAAUUUUAUACCCAGCUGGCGAUUCACUUUCUUCGCCCUAUUGUAGUCUUCAUAGAUAUUCAUAAAAUUAGAGAGCGGCUAGAGCGCUCAAGAAGUAGGAGAAACAGUUAUAAAUUAACUACGUCUCGAUCGUGUUUCCUACUACAUCCCUACAUCGUAAAACGCGAGUUAUAAACAAAUGGAAUCUAAAAAAAAGUUUUCAAAAUACAGUAGUAAUUUAGUAAUUGAAGGAAGUAUUAAUGUUCAUUAGAACAAUCGUAGUUAAUUAUCUACUUAAUGUUGCGCCAAAAAAAGAAAUGGUUUAUUUAUUUACUUUUUAUCACUUUCCAAAAGAGUAUGUCGGUCGGUCCAUACAGAAUGCUGUGAACACGAAGUUAUAUAUAAACAGCAAGAUAUUAAGGGCAGUAUAUCUUGAUAUAGUUUUUCUGACUUGCUGACUUUGGUUUUAAUUUCUACCAGGAGUACUUCUUGAAGUGAAUUUUUUUGCUAACUUUUUUUCCCGGAUUUCACCACACGAAUCAGUAAUAAUAAGUUGUUACUCAAAUAGAUAUAUAGGGGAUCUGCCUGGGGUAUUUAGUGUUUAAUAUUCCCUAGAGACAUUCUUGCGCUCAGUUAACCUGUAAUAAGGCUGAAAGCAAACACUGUGAAAUCUUCUUAUGACCCCUAAGCAUUAUAAGAGCUGAAAGAAUUACACUUAGGACCUUUAUUACAUUUAGGGCCAAAAAGUUAUUACAUUUAGGACCUUUAUUACAUUUAGGGCCAAAAGUUAUUACAUUUAGGUCCUUCAUUACACUUAGGGCCAAAAGUUAUGACAUUUAGGACCUUUAUUACAUUUAGGGUCAUUAAUUACAUUUGAGGCCUCAACACCACUUUCAUGCGCAUGUUUGUAUAACAGACCCUUAAAGUUCAAAGGGUUAACUUGAACUAAAUGGUCUCAAACUUCAGUGUUGCAUCAUGAUUCCAUAAAAACGAUCCAAGGGGGGGCGUUGAUGUCCAAUGAUUACUCUCUGUUAGUUCUUUAUUAGUUUGUUUUUUUUUUUCCAUUUAUUUAUCAAAAGGUUAUAGGCAUGUUCAUCUGGAAGGGGAUCAGCAGGCUUCCAUCUUUGUUCACGUGACAAUUUCAGAUUAC